Drosophila ficusphila is the source of this 2362-nucleotide messenger RNA. RefSeq names its product ATP-dependent DNA helicase PIF1 (gene Pif1). Gene Ontology annotation, biological process: telomere maintenance; DNA repair. The record is from RefSeq and is a predicted model, not a curated record. Gene Ontology annotation, molecular function: DNA helicase activity. Lineage: Eukaryota; Metazoa; Arthropoda; Insecta; Diptera; Drosophilidae. Bases 106 to 2100 code for a protein of 664 amino acids. The transcript is spliced from 2 exons.
UGGAAAAUGCUUAAAGCGGGAAGAUCGGUCACACUGCUGCGAUCAGCAACGCAUGGAAAAUUUAAUUUAAAAAUUUAAAUAAAAUUUGACAAAAGGUAUUCUGACAUGGAUCUCAACGACGCAGUGCUCACAUGUGCGGUGAACAUGCUGUGGACGAACUCCGUGGGCGUCACAGGUCGAAAACUGGCCUACAAGACGGCCACUUUGCGCCUGGUGCGGAACGAUCUGCGGGAAUUGUUUGUGGAAGUAACGCCGGAAAAGCUGAAGCCGCUAAAGUUCAAGCUGAAGGACCUCAUGGUGCACAAGAAAUUCAUGUCCGAGGGCAAGGCCACCUUCAACUUCAAGGCGGAAAACUGCACGCUGUACCUCUCCAACGCUCCGCCAGGCACCUUGAUGUUUUUCCUGCGCACGAUUUUUAUUAAAAUGAAUGGAACAGAAGGAGGAUCGCAGCCAGACGAUGCUACCCUGCAGAAGAAGCUCAGGGAACACCUGAUGUCCGGAAAACCGAGCAGCUUCGAUGACAUCUCGCCGGUCACCACGGCCGAGAUGAUUUUGGCGCGCAAAAAGGCGGGCUUGAUGUCCAAGGGUUCGGUGACCACGCCCUCGCCACAGGGAGCCAAAAAACGGCGGUUUGACGAGCUCAAAGAGGAGAAGGAGCGGGGCAGCUUGCCGGCGGCCAAGAAACUGUAUCAACCUGCCACCGACGAGUCCCUCCGACUGAGUGAGGAGCAAAUGGAGGUGCUGCGGGCCUGCACCUCUGGCAAAAGUGUGUUCUUCACAGGCUCUGCUGGUACCGGAAAGAGUUUUCUGUUGCGAAGAAUCAUCUCGGCUUUGCCUCCCGACGGAACGGUGGCCACGGCCUCCACGGGAGUGGCUGCUUGCUUGAUUGGCGGCACCACCUUGCAUGCCUUUGCGGGAAUCGGAGGAGGAGAUGCCACCAUGCAGAGGUGUCUCGAGUUGGCUUCGCGACCCAACAGUGCCCAGACCUGGCGGAAGUGUAAGCGGCUGAUUAUCGAUGAGAUCUCCAUGGUAGACGGGCAGUUCUUUGAGAAAAUCGAAGCCGUUGCCCGUCAUAUUCGACGCAACGAUCGUCCCUUUGGUGGCAUCCAGCUCAUCUUGUGCGGCGAUUUCCUGCAACUUCCGCCGGUUACAAAAUCAGAUUUCGGAGCAGCAGCCAGCUCUGGGUCUCAGCGGCGAUUCUGUUUCCAAUCAAGCGCCUGGGAGACCUGCAUCCAGUGCGUCUACGAACUGAAGCAAGUGCACCGCCAGUCGGACCCCGAAUUCGUAAAGAUUCUCAAUCACCUGAGGAUUGGUCAUGUCAACGACUCCAUGACAAGUCGACUGGCAUCCACUUCCAAGCAGAAAAUCGAGGGGAACGGCAUUCUGGCCACCCAACUCUGCUCGCACACGAACGACGCAAACUCCAUUAACGAGUCCAAGUUGGAGAAUCUCGACGGAGACAAGGUUUUGUUUAAGGCUGAAGAUUCCGAUGCCGGCAUGACCAAGACACUGGACCAGCAGAUACAGGCGCCCUCUCAACUAUACCUUAAGGUAAAUGCCCAAGUGAUGCUUCUUAAGAAUAUUAACAUCGCCAAUGGUCUGGUCAACGGAGCGCGGGGCGUGGUCGUAAGAAUAGAGAAGGACCUGCCGGUAGUUAGGUUCAAAAACAACCAGGAAUAUGUUUGCAAGCACGAAAAGUGGAUCAUCAAAACCGCCACAGGAGGCGUUAUCACGCGACGCCAAGUUCCAUUGAAGUUGGCAUGGGCUUUCUCAAUACACAAAAGUCAAGGAUUAACCCUCGACUGCGUGGAGAUGUCCCUAUCGAAAGUGUUCGAAGCUGGACAAGCCUACGUGGCCCUCUCCCGAGCUAAGUCCCUCCAGUCUAUUCGCAUCCUGGACUUCGAUGCCAAGCAGGUGUGGGCCAAUCCUCAAGUGCUCCAGUUCUACAAGGGAUUCCGACGCAAGCUGAUGGAUACAACCAUGAUUCCUUUGGGUCCCAAGAACAAGGACAAGAAACCAAUUGACGGAAAGACUGCAAAUAGUGCCCUAGCCAAGCUGAAAAAGAGUCUCAUUAACAAGCCGCUAGUAUCAAUUAGUUGAAAACUAGGAUUAUACCGACCAUAUAAGAUUUUUAGUAUAAACGAGAGGCAUAACCGAUUGUCACAAUAUUACUGAAGACAAACCGACUUGAUAAAACUUAAGAAUAGUUUCUGAACUAAUUUUUAUGAAAUCGUACAUGCAUUUUUAUAGAAAAUCCUUGAAACUAGUAUUAAUCUAUCCCUCUAGCAAUUAUACAUUUUGGGAUUCCUUAGACAAAUGGCUUAGUAAUAAAGUAUGGAAAAUAGUAUUUUAAACAAAAUAA